Molecule: messenger RNA, 2036 nt
Organism: Eleginops maclovinus (Patagonian blennie)
Lineage: Eukaryota; Metazoa; Chordata; Actinopteri; Perciformes; Eleginopidae
Product: cytochrome P450 11B, mitochondrial
Exons: 9
Coding region: 84-1745 (553 amino acids)
Biological process (GO): C21-steroid hormone biosynthetic process; glucocorticoid biosynthetic process; cellular response to peptide hormone stimulus
Cellular component (GO): mitochondrial inner membrane
Molecular function (GO): heme binding; iron ion binding; oxidoreductase activity, acting on paired donors, with incorporation or reduction of molecular oxygen
Source: RefSeq, a predicted model, not a curated record
GAGGUAGAAGGCGGGAAAUAAUUGAAGACAACAAGCGAUGUAACAACUCUGAAUGAGACCGACGGACACAUCUCGUUUGGACCAUGAGGAGCAUGUACAUCCGAGUGACUGUGUGUGUCAGAGCACAGCAAACCUGCGGGUCCAGAAAUCUGCUCUGUGGCGUCGCACCUCAGAGAGCUUUUAGCAUGGCGGCGGCGGGGACAGUGGCACAUGGGAAGUUGGAAGGCAGAAAAGCAGCAGAGAGUACAGGAGUUAGAAAGAAGGGUGUGGAUGGACGGGUGAGGAGCUUUGAGGAGAUCCCUCACACAGGCAGAAGGGGCUGGGUCAACUUGGUGAAGUUCUGGAGAGAAGAUCGUUUCCGGCAUCUUCACUUGCACAUGGAGAGGACCUUCAAAGCCCUCGGCCCGAUCUACAGGGAACAUGUGGGCACCCAGAGCAGUGUGAACAUCAUUUUGCCUCCAGACAUCGCUGAGCUGUUUCGCUCAGAGGGCAUACACCCCCGACGCAUGACCCUUCAGGCCUGGGCAACACACAGAGAGACACGGCAGCUCAGCAAGGGAGUCUUCCUCAAGAACGGUGAGGAGUGGCGAGCAGAUCGUCUAAUACUCAACAGGGAGGUGAUGAUGAGUGCACCAGUAAAGCAUUUUCUGCCACUGCUUGAUGAGGUUGCAAGGGAUUUUAGUCGAAUGCUGCAGGCGAGAGUGGAGAAGGAGGGCAGAGGCGAGGAUGGGAAACGAAGUCUGACCGUGGAUCCAAGUCCUGACCUCUUCCGAUUUGCACUAGAAGCCAGUUGCCAUGUGCUCUAUGGAGAGCGUAUUGGCCUCUUCUCCUCAUCUCCCUCCCUGGAGUCCCAGAAGUUCAUCUGGGCUGUGGAGCGAAUGCUGGCAACAACCCCUCCUCUCCUCUACCUGCCCCCUCGUCUGCUGCUUCGCAUCGGCGCUCCCCUGUGGACUCAGCACGCCAAUGCAUGGGACCACAUCUUUAGCCAUGCGGAGGCGAGGAUCCAGAAGGGGUACCAGCGAAUGUCUUCCUCACAGGCUCGGGGGUCCGGGGCCGGAGCAGCUGGAGUUCGGUACACCGGGGUUCUGGGUCAACUCAUGGAGAAAGGACAGCUUUCUUUGGACCUCAUCAAAGCCAACAUCACUGAGCUGAUGGCUGGAGGGGUGGACACGACAGCAGUGCCCCUGCAGUUUGCUCUGUUUGAGCUGGGCCGUAACCCGGAGGUGCAGGAGAGGGUGAGGCAGCAGGUGAGGGCGUCAUGUGCUCAGGCUGGUGGUGACCCUCAGAAAGCCCUGCAGGGGGCGCCUCUACUGAAGGGCACAAUCAAGGAGAUUCUCAGGUUAUAUCCGGUGGGAACGACAGUGCAGCGGUAUCCGAUCAAAGACAUUGUUAUUCAGAAUUACCACAUUCCUGCUGGGACUAUGGUCCAGGCCUGUCUUUACCCCCUGGGAAGGAGUCCAGACGUGUUUGAGGAUCCACUGUGCUUUGACCCCGGGCGGUGGGGCAGCAGCAGAGAGGGUGGCCAGAGAGAAGAGGGGGCAGGGGGGUUUCGCUCCCUGGCGUUUGGCUUUGGGGCGAGGCAGUGUGUCGGAAGGAGGAUUGCUGAGAACGAGAUGCAGUUCUUACUCAUGCAUAUCCUGCUGAGCUUUCAUCUCAGCGUGUCAUCCUCAGAGGACAUCAAAACCACAUGCACCCUCAUCCUCCAGCCUGAGACCCCGCCAAGGAUCACUUUCAGCCAACUCUGACACACACACACACACACACACACACACACACACACACACACACACACACACACACACACACACACACACACACACACACACACACACACACGCACACACACACACACACACACGAAAGAGACUAAUGCUAUCAACAUUUUUUCAUCACACUUUGUAGCUUAAAUUCUCACAACAUGACAACCCUUUUCCUGAUGAUACUCUCGGGACACUGAGUUUUUCUUGCAUCCUAAAAUACUUAGCCUUCAACUAAAAACAUUAAUAUUGCUGGUAAAUAAAGUAGCCUAAAAUGUC